Molecule: messenger RNA, 3551 nt
Organism: Pocillopora damicornis (cauliflower coral)
Lineage: Eukaryota; Metazoa; Cnidaria; Anthozoa; Scleractinia; Pocilloporidae
Molecular function (GO): signaling receptor binding
Source: RefSeq, a predicted model, not a curated record
AUCUCGGUGGAUUGCUGUCUUUGUUUCGCAUAAUUUCUGCCCGGCGACUUCGGAAUGAACAGCGUUGUUAUCUUAAAGCUUUGGUAAUGACCAUUAGGCAAAAGAUUCAUGAUGGUGGUCUUCGCUGAUCUCCAAAUAGAAAUUUGAAGCUGAUGGACUCAAGUAGAAGUCCAGACAUGCACAUUGGUAGUAGUGAUGUGAAGGAUAUUCCAGUGCAGGGUCUGAUAGAUGGAGCUGAUGAACAACUGAACCUGCCAACUGAACAUGGAAUGGUUGAAUUAAUGGUGUCUGAUCCAGAGGAUGACUUAUCCCUUGGCACUGAUGCACAGAUCUUUUCCAAGGACAAAAUACCACAAACCUCACCUGGAGGCUCAAGCAAAUCUGCUGGGUGCUUUUUUGAAUCAUCUAGUGAUAGCACAGGGCCCCCAGGAAGAAACAGAGAGUGUAGAAAGCUUUGUAACAUUGGAAGAGCCAACAGUUCAGACAGCAUUUUGUCAAAUGUUUCUGAUUUCAGUCGGACCUCCCACGAUGUAAGCUCACUGCUGAACGCAAUGACCGUUGAUCCGGAAGAAUUUCUCAGUGAUCUGGGAUUUGCCGACACAGAACUGCGUAUGCGUAUUCCCGAAAGAUUUUUUCAGUCGGCCUCCAGUGCGCAAGGAAUCGAUGUGGAUUCAUUUCGAAGAACUCUUGAGACGGACGAUUUGUAUGGAUCAUCGCAGUCCCAAGAGUCUUCGGUAUGGUCGGACCCAGGCUCCAGCAGGAUCCCCUCCAGGUUUAUCACGUGUCACACGGAGCCAACAAACACGUUGUGCAUGGGGCCCUUUAGCUCUGUGCCCCUUAUCUCUGAGCCUGAAGAAACGUCUGGGGAGUCGUUUGAUCUAAUGAGGCACCUUAGACUCAACAAACCACAACACGUGACAAAGGGUAUGUACCUUGAACCAGUUACAGAAGAACUUGAAGUGUCUUCGGUUGGAAGUGGAACAAUUAGGACGAGAAUUUCUAGAAAACUCUCUAACGAAGAAGGCACGAUCAUUGUACGAGAGGAGUCGUUAGAACAACCGAAUCAGGAUUCGGAACUAGUCUUGAAUGUUCCUUCGGUUAUUGUAAGCGAGAAAACAAGCUUUGAUUCGAACGAGCCCACCGAUACCAAUUAUACUGAAAACAAUCGAGAAGAGGCGGUUAUCAUUGCAAAUUUAAACGUUGAAGAAAGCAAGAGCAUUCCCGCUAGAGAGGGUACAUUGUUAUAUUAUGCAACGAGUUCGUCAAGCAGUGUAGAGGCAGUGAAUUCGAGCCAUCACAGCACGGACAGCGAUAAACUCGCGUCAAUUACGAGUGAUUACAGUGAUAUGGAUGAAUUACCAGGGAACGCAGUCGUGGAUUUUGAUCCAGGGGUAACAGAUGUCUCUCCUCACGUAGCAGUCCCAUGGCACUUGAAAGUUGCAAAUAUUGCUGUUCAAGAUUCUUUUGAACUCGAAGAAAUCGGAAAUGAGGAUUUUAACGAAAAAGAAUCGUCAUCGUUUGUAGAUGAAGAAAGCGGAUAUAAUUCCAAGGCAUCAGACAAACGCUUGACAAGAGAAAAUAGCGGGGAAAGUAGUGGCUUUGAAGAAAUGUUUCCCGACAAAGACGCAACAAGUUCAAAUUCUUGUUCGCCUGUUUUGAAUGCGAAGGAAUCUUCCACUAUCGAAUAUACUUUUGUUAGCCAGGUAAGGCCACUGAAAGCUCUUUUGGAUCCUGAAAUGAUUUGCAGAGCAGUGGAAGAAAAAUCGCCCAGAGCGACAUUUGUACAGAGGAGAACUAAAUCUUUGACAAAACAGCGACCAGUUGACGAGGAUAGUUUUGGAUCAUGGAUCUCUAGUUCCAGUUCACCCCUGUUAAAAUAUGUCGCAGGGAGUUUAGGGAGCAGUGUGGGUCAAAAUUACGCGAGUACUUCCCUGGAAUUGGUUCAGAAAGGGUCAGGUGUUCCUUCGCGAAGCACCGAAGAACUUGUGGAUCCUGCUAGGAAAUCUAAGGUAGAAGGGUGUGAUGGUAGAGUGGACGAAAACUGUAACAGAAAAUCAAAAUUUGAUUUGGAACAACGGCCAUUAUCUGCGGUUUCAUCCGCGUUCGAUAAAGAUGUUGAUACUCUCGAUAAGGAUAACAAUGUGGCUGCUGAAAGCAAAGAAAACGAAAAUUCCAACCAUGCAAAAUCUAAAUCAAGUUUUGAGAAUGACCCUCACAUUGGGAUUGGACAAUCUGAGGUGGGCCUUUUUGUGUUAGGAACGCCAGACGAGGGCAGUGGCAGUUUUGUAAAGGACAACAAAGUUUCUCCUGAAAGCUUUCAAAACCAAAAGCAUUUUAAUGGGGAAUUGUGUGCGAUUAGUAAGAAUGAACCUGACAUUGCUAUGAGACAAACUACGAUAAGUCCUGUUGUAUCAGGUACAUCAGAAGCAGACGAUACUUGGGAAGAACAGGAUGACAAAGUGCCAGCUAACAGCUUUGGCAUGGGAGAUCAAGUAAAUGGAAAGUGUUUCUCCAAUGUUCCGAUUAAGACUGACACUGCGAUGAAUAAGUCUAAGGUUGGCCCGAUUAUUCGAAAUAAUGUAACAGGUGGAUACCAGAGAAAUAUAUCUGACUCAAGCUUAAUUACAGAAGAGUUAGUUUCGCCGCAAAGUUUGCGUGAACUUGCAGAUGAUGGUUAUUUUCAUGCCAAGUUACUCCAGACUAACUCAGAUAUCGAAAACGAAGCAGAAACUUGUGUUAGUGUCGCUGCUUGUGGUAACCUUUCAACGUCUUCCCUUGUGGACAACGAAGACGUUAGUGCAUGCGUAGAACAACAACAGAGGAAGGAAUCUCGAAAGGCUUUGAAAAAGGUUGAUUCUGAAUGUCAAAAGCAUUACCUUCAUGAGAUAAACAUUCUUGAGCAGAGCAUUAAAAGGUAUGAGUCAAACUUAUCUUCCGAGGGACCACUGGAUAGAGCCAAAGCUGUUGGUGAUACGGAGAGUGUACUAGUGAGGAUCAAAGAAGAAAUGAAUGCCAUUCAGGAACUGCGUGUGAUGAUUGGUUCAGAACUCGAAAGAAUGAAGUUUCUUCUUUCGGAACGCAGAAGGCUGUUGCUUGCAGGAGUUGCGAAGAGCCCAGUUUGUUUCGGUGUUUCUCAAAGGAUGGCAGACCUUCUUCGGGAACAGUCGUCGUUAAAUAUUGGACUUUCGAACAUUAACGAUGAAUUAUCGAUUCGAGAGAAGGCUUCACGACGGGCCAGGAUAUACGCGCAGAUUGAAAGCAUUAAGAAAGAGUUGAAAGAGGACAGGGAAAAGUGUAUGAAGGAGUUUCGUGAAGAGAUAAAGGAAGGCCUCGUCCGCGAGUUGAGUGAAAAGUUUUCAACGGAGGUUGAGUUGCUUCGUCAAGAAGUUCGGUCCAAAGACGCUGUGAUCAAGCAGUUGAUGAAGAAUCACGAACAAGCAGAUCUAAAUCAAAAUCUUGAUCAUCUGGAGCAGAGUUGAAGUCUAGAGGGAGGGUAGAUUGAGGGAAGUUUUGUAAGCAGUUUCCUUUUUCAGACAUCUUGUUUCAUGUGC